Molecule: messenger RNA, 2972 nt
Organism: Procambarus clarkii (red swamp crayfish)
Lineage: Eukaryota; Metazoa; Arthropoda; Malacostraca; Decapoda; Cambaridae
Source: RefSeq, a predicted model, not a curated record
GGCGUGGGCGACGGGAAGCCAGGAGAAAGAACAAGAGCGACCGGAUAGUUUUUUGGAGAAAAUGGCGAUGGCGGGGCAGGUGCGAGAGGCAGAUGACACCACACAUACCUUCUGCUGCGGAGCCCUCAAGGGCUACUUCGCCAUAGACACUACUAAGCCUGCCCACUACAAGUGGUUGUUGGUGGUGACGGUGGCGCUGCUGUACAACUGGGUGAUGAUCAUCGGGAGGGCGGUGUUCUGGGAGCUGCACAACCUCAGCCCGGCCCUCUGGCUCUCCUGCGACUACCUCUGCGACGGCGUCUACCUCGUCGACAUGGUCAUCAGGGCACACGAAGGUUACUUGGAGCAGGGUCUGAUGGUGAAAGAGCCGUCGAAGUUGCGAAAGAACUACGUGAGGUCGCUGGGCUUCCGGCUAGACCUGGUAUCUAUCUUUCCUACCGACCUGGUCUACUUUGCCACGGGUUCUAGCGUCGACAAGAACGACCCACACCGCCUACUAGUCCCUGGUCCUGUUCUCGUCCGGAUCAACAGGCUCUUGAGGAUCCCGAGGAUGAGAGAGUUCUUUGACAAGACAGAAACGCGGACCAACUUUCCAAACGCCUUUCGGAUCUGCAAGGUAGUGCUGUAUAUCCUCAUUAUCAUCCACUGGAAUGCCUGUCUCUACUUCGCUAUAUCCUAUGCCAUUGGAUUUGGCAGCGACGGCUGGGUGUACAAGAACAUUACCAUCGGGAGGAAUGGCAAAUUCUCUCACCAAUACAUCUACAGCUUCUACUGGUCGACACUGACACUGACGACGAUUGGGGAGACUCCUCAGCCUGAACGCGAUGAGGAGUACCUGUUCGUGGUAGUAGACUUCCUAGUGGGAGUUCUCAUCUUCGCCACCAUCGUUGGCAACGUUGGCUCCAUGAUCACCAACAUGAACGCUGCCAGAGCCGAGUUUCAGAACCGCAUGGAUGGAGUAAAGCAGUACAUGGAAUUCCGAAAAGUGUCAAAGGACCUUGAGACGAGAGUGAUCAAGUGGUUCGACUACCUGUGGAGUAAUAAGCAAUCGCUCGACGAAGAAGGGGUGCUGAGGUCGCUGCCAGACAAGCUCAAGGCCGAGAUAGCCAUCCACGUGCACCUUGACACACUCAAACAGGUCCGAAUCUUCCAGGACUGUGAGCCAGGACUCUUGGUCGAGCUCGUACUCAAACUCAAGUUGCAGGUAUUCAGCCCUGGAGACUUCGUGUGCCGCAAGGGUGAUGUAGGGAAAGAAAUGUACAUCGUGAAGCGAGGGAAGCUCUCCGUGGUUGGUGACGAUGGCAGGACGGUCUAUGCUACACUCGGAGCUGGCAGUGUCUUCGGCGAGGUGUCAAUCCUGAAUAUCGCAGGGAAUAAGACAGGCAAUAGGAGAACUGCCAACGUCCGCAGUGUUGGCUACUCUGACCUCUUCUGCCUCUCCAAGGAUGACCUUUGGGAUGCCCUAACUGAGUACCCAGAGGCGAAGAAGUCACUGAUGGAGCGUGGUCGUCAGCUGUUAAUGAAGGAUGGACUACUGGAUGAGGAAGGACUUAAGGCUGCACAAGAGCAGCACGAAACCACCAUAGACAAGGUCAAUCGCUUUGAAACAGCCAUUGAUACACUCAACACUCGGUUGGCACGACUCUUGGCGGAGUACUCGAGUGGCCAGCAAAAGAUCAAGCAGAGACUUACCAGAAUUGAGCGCCGCUUUGACUUUGACUCUGACAUGACGAACCCUGCAUCACCUCGGCUCAGUCCUCACUACCCGACUUCUCCUAGGGGCAGUUUGUGCCCGUCUUCAUACCUGCUUGGGGCUGCGCCCACAUCUCAUCGGCAGGAGACCCUUUCAGUUGCCUGCAGUCCCCCUCCCACCGUUGAAGAGACCUAUGCCAAUGCCUCCUCCAUAUUCACCCCUCAGGAUUCCAUCAACCCCAUUCAAAACACUACUGCUAUCCCCAGUUUGCCCCCUGCCCCUAGUGAGACCACAAGGGUUGAUGUUGGUGAUAGACAUCCAUCUACACAGCAGUGUUCGUCCCUACCUUUGCCUACACCCACCAUUAUUGUGCCUCCAUCACCUAUGCGCAGGGACACUAUCUAACAGUUCCCAAAAGUUGUACUAAAUUAUUAUUACAACAUCUGGAAAUUAACUUCCAUAUUUCUGAAAUGCCUAGAAAUUGUUGUAUGCAUAUCUUGUACUUAGAACUAUUUUUGUUAUUAUACUAUCGAAUAUUGUAUUAAAAGCAACCAAAUACUGUAUAUAAUAUAGAUAGAAUUAAUAUUAUUUUACCAAAGCCUACUAUAUAAGGGCCUAUACACUGUGGGCCAUUUAAUAUAUUUUGAUGCUUCCAGACACACAGUCUUAUGGAAAGCAUUGUGAGAAAGACAAAACUUGUCAUGCAGGACUUUGACAAUAUUGUAUGUGCAGUUAUUGCCCAUGUGGCUCGAGUAAUUAGUGAACUACAAACAGUAAUAGCAGAGUAUUACCUCCUUUUUGCAGCAUCUCCUAGAAAACCAGUGUAGAAAUACUAAUUUCUAUAAGGAAAAAUAUAUAUUCUAUACUCAACACAAACUAUUUAGCCAGUAAUUAGGCUAACAGAAAAAAUAUAUAGUAAUUAUUUGUACAAGUGCAGUACUGAAUUAAAGUUUAAGAAUCUAUAAUUUUACGUGAUACAAAUCCAAGUGAUAUGAUUAUUAGUCUUCUAGCACCCAUGUGAACCCUUCAUGAAACAACAACUACUCUUGAAUAUUAACAAGAACGAAAUUAGACUGGCAAGCUCUGAAGACAGUUUAGUCAUGAAGCUGCAGGAAUUCAACAUAAAAAAACCUGUUAUAUGUUCAUUUCUCUGUUGAAGCUUGUACUUUUGACAAAAAUUUAGCUUUUUUUAAAUAGCCUCAAAAGAUUUUAAACUAAAACUGGAUAUUUGGACUGCUUGAAUAUUGAGGAAUAUUUUAUGAAGUAAUCAUGAGCGAGU